AUGAAGGAAUAUUAAAUUAACUUAGAUUGCAUUUGCGUAGAAUCUAGCUUUAAUUAUAUUUAUGGAGGUUGGUAAGGAAAUCUUAUUAUCUUAGAAUUUGUAAAUUAAUCUUAAAUAAGUUUAAUCUCUACGAGCAAUAAUCAAAAUGGCUCAGCUUAAGAAUCAUAUUAUGUGAUCAAAGUAGACUAAUUUGUUUAUAUAAGUAAUUAUCUUUAUGGCUUGAGUAUAUUUAAUGUAGAAGAUUUGCAUAAUCCAAUUUUUGUAAUCACUCUAAAAAUAGUAGGUGCUUAGUCUACACAGUCAUAUUUAUUUUAGAAUGAGAAAAUUUUAUAUACUAACUCAGAGUACUAUGGAGUUUAUAUAGUAGACGUAUCAGAUUUGUAUUAAGAUCAAAGUAAAUUUAUUACUACUAGUGAAUAGAGUAAUUUAAUAUCUAAAGUUUCACCAGAUGUAGUUUUAAACUAAUUUGCUAUCACCUCAGAUGAAAAAUUAUUUUUUUUAGGAGUCAGAUCGAUUGGCAUACAGAUUUAUGAUAUUUCGAAUCUUUAAAAUAAAAUGAAUCCCGUAUUUUUGUAGUUGAUUAGUGCUUACGGAAAUUUUUCAAAUAUGAUAUUUUUUGGUUCUAACUAUAGAUAUUUUGCUGUUUCUACUGAAUCAAAUAUUCUCAUAUUUUAGUAAACUGUAGAAAUUGAAGAUUAAGAUUAUGUAGGAUUAUAUAGACAAAACUUAAGUGUGAAUAUUUAGCUCGAUUAAAAAAUAGAUGAUUAUUUUUCAUUAUGUUUGGUUAAUAAUUUAUACUUGGUGGUAAGAGGUGGUUUAACAUAUUAAUUUUAUGUUUUAGAUUUAUCUCUCCCUUACUCUUAUCAGUUGAUAGUUAAAUCUCCAUUUCUGCUUUAAGAGUUUGUUGUUAAUGGGAUUCUUAAAAAGAGUGCCCUUUAUCAUUUGGAAAAAAGGCAGUAUUUACUAUUAGCUUAUUCUAAGAAAAUAUUUGUGUAUGAAACGUAAAGUAAGAAUUCUUUAAAUUAGCCUUAGUUUGACUUAACUUACAUUUUCUCUCUCGAUUUUGUUUAUUAAGUAAAUGACAUGACAUCAUCGAGCAACGAAGAUUACCUUUUUAUGUGUUAUUCAAAAUUUAUUAUUGUUUUAGAUAUAAGAAACAUAACAGAUUUCAAAGUUGUUUAAAUUAUUGAAAAAUUAGAAUAAUUUACGAAUGACUACUCCUCUAUUGCACUUGCCCAUGAUGAUAAGUUUGGCAUUAUAACUGUUUUACAGCAAGCUGCGAUUUUUUUUGAGCUUGAUUCUCAUUUUUAAAUAAAAUACCUAAGUAAUCUUAGCUUGUAUGGAGCAUUUUAAGUGGAAUACGACAAGGGUGGCAGAAAUUUAUUUUUCAUUGCUGAUGGCAUUUCUGGCGUUACUAUCAUAGAUUCUUCAGACAGAAAAGAUCCUAAAAUAAAAUCAACUUAUUACAUGAAUAAAUAAAUCAUAUCAAUAUUUUAGCCUUUUAGCAUGCAAAAUUCACUGCUUCUGAAUGAAUCACAGCUAAGUAUUAUAACAGUAAUUAAUUUUUCAGACUUGGAUAAAAUAAAAACUGUGUAAAGCUUUUUCGACACAAACGAAGAAUCUCAUUAAUGUAUUAUAGAUUCCUUUAAUAGGGUAAUGAUAGUCAUGGAAAUGUCAAAUAUAAAAAUUUACUUCCUUGAGAAGUAAGCUAAAAUUUUAAGAUAAAACUUUUUUAUAUCUUAAAUGUCUUCAUCCACUUAAGUUAUGUUUGAUUUUUAAAAUAAAAUUGAUGAGAAAAAGAUAAAAUUAGAGGCAUAAAACGAGUAUGCACAAAUAGGGGAGGACUGUGUGAUAUACUUUUUCCCAUACUAUAUUUAAAAUUAAUAUUAAAUCUAAAGCUUAAAAGUAUUUUAUGAGCCUUACGAAUAAUAAAAUAUACUUCCUAGCUGGAUCAGCCUUGAUAAAGUUUAUCAAGUUAUGCAAUUCAAUCCUCCAAAAGAGCUAUUUACAGGUCAAAACACAACUCUACUCUUUUAAAUAUAACUAUAAACAAUCUUUGAAAAUACUGAUUUCAUUCUCACAUCACUUCCUUUAAAUAUUUCAUCUGCAAAUUCUUUACUCAUACAUUAGAAAUUAGUAAAAAAAUAUUGA
This is a messenger RNA of Tetrahymena thermophila SB210, 2151 nucleotides long. RefSeq lists its product as hypothetical. The transcript has a single exon. Lineage: Eukaryota; Ciliophora; Oligohymenophorea; Hymenostomatida; Tetrahymenidae. The record is from RefSeq and is a predicted model, not a curated record.